Molecule: messenger RNA, 666 nt
Organism: Brenthis ino (lesser marbled fritillary)
Lineage: Eukaryota; Metazoa; Arthropoda; Insecta; Lepidoptera; Nymphalidae
Source: the annotation of a GenBank genome assembly
AUGGGUUGUGGAGAGGUUUUGGUUAAAUACAUACUGUUCUUCGCGAACUUAUUCUUUGCGCUUUCUGGUUUAGUGCUGAUAGGGUUGGGUGUUGCGGUCGAACUGCGGGUCUCCCAAGUAGUGGAUAUCUUCGAAGAGUCGCAGAUCUUCCAGCUAACCCCCAUCGGGGCGAUGGUGGUGGGGAGUAUUGUUUUCAUAGUCGCCUUUUUCGGAUGCUGUGGAGCUAUUAGGGAGAGCAACUGCAUGCUCAUCACUUACGCAAUUUUCAUGAUAGUUUUGAUGAUUCUAAAAAUAGCGCUGUCCGUUUUGAUAUUUGUGAAACAAGAAGACCUCAUCAGCGACAUCCCUCGCUGGCUGAACAAGGCUUUCUCCGAGGACGUCAAUGCAUUCCAUGAAAUAGAAAGAGCUUUCUUGUGCUGCGGACCCGAAGGUCCGACUUCCUACCUGACCAAGCUGUCUCUCCCGGACACAUGCUGCGCCUCCCCACCCUGCAACCCGUUGACCUCUUACAACGGAUGUAACGCAAUUAUCAGCGAGUUCUUCGAAACAUUUGGCCUGGCCAUUGGAGUUGUCGCCAUCGUUAUCGUUUCUAUUGAGCUGGUAGCGGUUGUCUUCGGCCUCUGCCUCGCAAACCACACUCGCAACAAGCACAGGAGGGCUCGCUAU